AUGUUUCCUGAAAAUUUCUAUGACAUUGAAGAGCUUUCCCCUGAUGAUCGCGCUCUGUUUGCGCAGAAGUACCGGAAAUAUCUGCGCCAUAUAGCGCAAACAGCAAUAUGGACUACCUACAUCUACUUUGCAGUGCGGUUGUUUUUUACCUUGAUAACCCCGGACCGAACAUGGAAGAUGUGGGCAAUGCUUGGCAUUGAGGGUUUAUUUGCUCAAAUAUCCCUGAACCACCAACACUUGUCGUUAGCCGCAACAACAAAACCACUGCGCCAGACACUCCGCAAGAGAUUACGUAACAACGAAAAUCUACCCAGAGUCGACGUGCUAGUAACAUGUUGCGGGGAGCCAGUCGAAAUUAUCCUGGAUACAGUGCGAGCAGCAUGCGGCUUAGACUACCCGGCUUCCCGGUUUCGAGUCCGGCUUCUGGACGACGGGGGGUCAAUUGACCUGCGCGACGAGAUUGCAAAGCUCACCACGAAAUGGACCCACCUGUCUUAUCACACCCGGGGCAAGCAAUCCGGGAAAUCAUUUGCCAAAGCAGGGAAUCUCAACUAUGCACUGUUCUCCCUGCAGACCGAAGACCCACCCGAGUUCUGCACAGUUGUCGACGCAGACUCCAUCUUGAUGCCGGAGUUUCUACGCGCAACCCUGCCCCAUCUACUUGCUGAUCCGGAGGCAGCAUUAUUGACUACGCGACAGUAUUUCUACAAUCUCCCUCGCAGUGAUCCCCUCUCCCAGUCGCGCGCUUACUUCUACACGUGUGAGAAUACAGAACUCGAUCUUCUCGGUCAUGCACUGGACGCAGGAUCAGGUGCAGUUUUCCGUCGCGAGGCGAUUCUCGACGCUGGUGGAUAUCCGACUUAUUCUUUCUCGGAAGAUUGGCAGCUGUCGUUGAUUUUACGAGGGCUUGGUAAACGCACGAUGCAGGUACAAGAGGUUUUACAAUUCGGCCUCGUUCCUACUUCUCUCGCGGGACAUCUCAAACAGCGGAAUCGGUGGCAUAUUGGACACUCUCAGCAAAUUUCUGUGUUGUUCCCUUCAAUCAAUAAGGCGAUACCUCAGCAUCUGCGUUGGGACAUUGCUCUUGGAGGACUGUCUAUCAUGGCAGGUCUUGUGGCAUACUCGAUUGGCUUUGUUGCUCUGCCCUUCCUUGUUGUCUCUGAUGGUGGGUUUAUUCCUGCUGGAUCGGCGUUGGAGGUCAAGAUCCAGCUUGUUCUGGCCAUCGCUCAUGUUGCAUCCAUGUGGGCAUAUGACUGGGCUCGGAGUGCACAUGCCGGUGUUCCAUUUGCACCUUUUGCACAUGCGGAGAAUAGUUGGCUUUCUGGUGCCCAUUUGUACGCCAUUGUACGAUUCCAUCUACUCGGGAGCAAGCCUAAGGGAUCUUUUGUUACCGGAAGCACCGCAAAUUCGAGUGAAAAUGCCCCAUCCAUUUCUUCGUUUCAAAAGGCAUACAGAGAUACUCUUCAAAGUGGUGCUUUGUUGAACAUUUAUCUUUUUAUUUCUACUGUUGGAGCUAUGCUUUUUGCAGUCUGGGUCGCUAUCCCUGAAGAUGGAUUGGCAAUUCCCAAACUUCUCACUACAAUUGCUUGGCCGCCGUUACUGCAUUUGUGUCUUUUGGCGAUUGUCAACAACUGGGUACCCAUUGCCCACCUGUUCAAUCCUCCGACCUAUCACUCCAGAGAAUCUAGAUUGGUCACCACAGAUAUGGGAAUAUCGUACCCGCGAGCGGAGGUUGAAGGGGAACUUGGCUCCGAGAAGUCUUUCUUCGGCCUCUGCUGCUCUUUUCUGGUUCCAACUAUUCUUUUGGGCGUGCUUGUGGGUGUUUUGGUACUAUAG
This is a messenger RNA of Penicillium expansum, 1836 nucleotides long. RefSeq names its product glycosyltransferase family 2 protein. The transcript is spliced from 3 exons. Bases 1 to 1836 code for a protein of 611 amino acids. NCBI's taxonomy places the organism in Eukaryota, Fungi, Ascomycota, Eurotiomycetes, Eurotiales, Aspergillaceae. The record is from RefSeq and is a predicted model, not a curated record.